This is a messenger RNA of Dromiciops gliroides (monito del monte), 795 nucleotides long. Its product is annotated as HCLS1-associated protein X-1-like. Gene Ontology annotation, cellular component: actin cytoskeleton; clathrin-coated vesicle; sarcoplasmic reticulum. NCBI's taxonomy places the organism in Eukaryota, Metazoa, Chordata, Mammalia, Microbiotheria, Microbiotheriidae. Gene Ontology annotation, biological process: regulation of actin filament polymerization; negative regulation of apoptotic process. The record is from RefSeq and is a predicted model, not a curated record.
AUGAGGCUGUUCGACCUUUUCCGGGGGGUUUUCAGAUUCCCGGGACCUCAGAGACCCAGGGAUCCCUUCUUUGGAGGGAUGACUAGAGAAGAGGAUGAUGAAAAUGAGGAGAAGGAAGAAGAAGGAAAGGCUCCCUGGGGUGCCAGGUCCCCUGAGGACUUCACUUUUGGCUUUAGUUUUGGCCCUGGAGAUGAAAUGCAUUUCCACGAUAACUUUGGCUUUGACGAACUGAUUCGGGAUUUCAACCGUAUUUUCGGAGAUAUGGGGGCCUGGACCCUGACCUCCCGCCCCCCUGAGCUCCCAGGCCCAGAGCCAAAGGCCCCACAUGAGAGGCAGAGGGAGGGGGAGACCAUCCGGGAUUCGAUGUAAGAUAGUCACCAGCCUAGGAUUUUCAGUCUGGGUUGGGACAGUGAUCUGGGGCACUCAUCUCCCAAAGCUGUCCCAGACUGGGACUCCAAGAAGCCUUUGCAUGGGUUUGAUGACAUAUGGCCAGUGACCCCUGAUGCUAGAACCAGAGAGGACAAGGAUCUUGAUUCCCAGGUCUCAAAGGAGGGCCUGGGUCAAGUCCUACAGCCCCAGCCUAAAUCGUACUUCAGAAGCAUCUCUGUUACAAAGAUGACUGGGCCAGAUGGGAAGGUGGAGGAGCGGCGCACUGUCAUAGAGAGUGAGGGCAACAAAGAAACCACAGUAACCCUUCGAGAAGCAGAUGGCAGUUCUAGAGAUGAUUCAGGCACCCCAAGGCCUCCAGAUUUGGGGGACAGUGCUUCCAUCCUGAAUUCAUUCCUUGGACGAUAG